UCACAUCAAUUUCCUGGAUGUUUGCAAAUCUUGGAAUCAUUUUCGAGGUUUCGGUGCCUGAGGGUCUUGCAUCCCCCCAUGCUCCAAAUGCAUUGCUAUAGUUUUCAUUCUCCACGGGCAGUUUGGGAGCUCAAGCCUUUGUGCUCAAUCGCAUCUAUUGUUCCCAGGCUAUGUCCUUCGGACAGAAACUCGCGAACAAAGCCCAGGCUGCUCGCAAGCGGCACUGCGAGCCGUGGGUCAAAGAGACGCUGAACGACUUCAUGGAAGGAUGCGAGUCUUCGGCAGAGGAUGGUUACAAUAUUCACCACAAAAUGUACGCAGAUGUUCCUAACCGUGCCCGGGAUGAGGCUGUAGCGCUCUUGGAGCAAAAGCUUGAUGAACUUGGCUUCACGAAUGCUGGUGCUAUGGCUUAUCCUGGGAAGAAAGUGGAGGUUUUUGCAGAAUGGAAUAUGCCGGCCGAAGCCCCUGGCAAGUCCAAAGCCACCCCUCAGGGCAUCAGGGGCAAGUGCCCCAUCUGCCAAGAGACUCGGCAUUUGGUGGCGCUUAUGCCAUGCGGCCACACGCUGUGCACACAGUGCCAUGCAUCGUCCCAACUUCGCCAGUGUCCCAUGUGCCGUGAGAGAUUAACUGGUGCAACUCGAGCACUCUUCAUGGACAUGAGCAGAUGCGGUUUCCUUCACUGCAGGCUCCGCAUGUUGCAGUUGAAGAGUGAGAGAUGCCCUUAGGACCUCCUUGGCAAUUUUUAGAUUUCAUUGGUUGAUCCCAUUUUUGCCAAAGCAAAGGCAGGUUGGGAUACCCAGUCAAUUCAUUGACGCGGCUUCCGAUAGCAGCUUAGACACAUAUGCCGCCAUAAACUGGCCUUCUGAUUGCACAACGGCUCUGGAGCCUUGACACAGUGCCAGCCGCGG
This is a messenger RNA of Cladocopium goreaui, 908 nucleotides long. NCBI's taxonomy places the organism in Eukaryota, Dinophyceae, Suessiales, Symbiodiniaceae. The record is from the annotation of a GenBank genome assembly.